Molecule: messenger RNA, 339 nt
Organism: Microdochium trichocladiopsis
Lineage: Eukaryota; Fungi; Ascomycota; Sordariomycetes; Xylariales; Microdochiaceae
Exons: 2
Coding region: 1-339 (112 amino acids)
Source: RefSeq, a predicted model, not a curated record
AUGAAGGCCUCUCUAGCAACUAGCCUCGCAGCCCUUGUCGGCAUUGCAUCUGCCUUCCAGGGCCAGGUCGAUUAUCGAGUGUCCACGGGCAGCGAAGGCAACAACCCGCAGCUUCACAUCAGGGACUACAACACCGGCUCUACUUAUUACAGCGGCGCCCUUUACCUGAACCCAGACGAGUGGCGCAACACUUAUAUGACCGGCUCCGGCGGUUACAACUUCCCAGCACGUGCCAAGAAAACUUCUACCAACUGCAUCCACGUGGACUUCCAGGGGGCACUUGAUGCUGGCUGGUACUAUUGCUGUGGUGGAGUGCCGUGUGACCUGAGGCCGCACUGA